Messenger RNA from Aspergillus eucalypticola CBS 122712, 2970 nucleotides. RefSeq lists its product as uncharacterized. The record is from RefSeq and is a predicted model, not a curated record. The transcript is spliced from 4 exons. Lineage: Eukaryota; Fungi; Ascomycota; Eurotiomycetes; Eurotiales; Aspergillaceae. Gene Ontology annotation, molecular function: ATP binding; ATP hydrolysis activity. Bases 1 to 2970 code for a protein of 989 amino acids.
AUGGCUGCUGUCAAAGAUCCUCAACCCCUGCCCCAAAGUAAUGGGCAACUUGACUUAUGCGGCUAUUAUUACGUCCAAGGUGACACCGGGGUUGUUAAAGGAGCUCAGACCAAACCGUGGUUUCGAUCACAAGCACUCAGUGGCUCCCUUCUGAAGCGUCUCAACAGCAUUCAGCUUAUAACUUCGUCCCACGACAAAGGAUCUCAAGUCGCCGAAGCAAGCCGGUCCUGGUUCAAGACACAAGACUACGAAUAUGACGGUGAUUGUAUCCAAGUCCACGCUGCCGCUGACUAUGGACAGCCCACUGAUCAAGAGGAGUCGGAAAAUCAUGACAAGAAUAUCCAAGUCCACGCUGCCGCUGACUCUGGACAGCCCACUGAUCAAAAGAAGUCGGAAAAUCAUUACGAAGAGGGUAUUUUGAUAUUCAGUGUCGGAUGCCAGGGUAGUGAGAAACCCUUUGAACCUUCGAAUGGUCCGAAGGCGGCUUCAAGCGUUGUCGAUUUGGGGGCCACUAAUCCAGGAGAUUUAAGUAAGAAGAUCCAGCAGGGCGAGGCGAAGGCUGUCAUAGGUAAUUUGGGAUGGGAAAGCUGGGAUAGGAUUGAGGAGUACAAGUCACUCGCAGCAAAGGCUAAUGAGAAAAAGAAGCAUGUUCUGCUUGUCUUUGAUGCGGAAGACCUACCAGAUUUGACGGCUAUAGACCGCCGUCUGUCCUGGGGUCAGACGGUCCAGAAUAUCUGGGAGCAUGAGAUGAAAGAUCGUUGCAACACGAUAUGGAGCGAAACCAACGCGAACAAAUAUUUCCACCUUCUCGUCCAGCUCGGUUUGGAGGGCGCGAUCUACAAGGGUUUUCAAAAGGACGCAACCGAGGUCCAUCUCAUCUACGAGCCAACCAGCGCCAAAGGCAGUUUCCUUCGCUCUUACUCGGACAAAGACAUUGAAAAUGUCAAAGUCGGGGAGGAUACUGUGAAAGAGCGGAUGAAAACGCUGACGGGGGAGCAGAUGGGACAGCAGAGGAAAGACUUGAGAGAACAGGUAAGGAAACAGCUGAGGAAAGAUGUGGGGGUUGUCUGGAUGAAAGGCCUGAAGACCUCGCUGGAAGAAGAAUGCUCCGAAUCCAUCAAGAAUCUCGACAUAAUGCAGAUCAGAGACGCAACAAUGACUGGGAUUAGAUGGUCUCGUCGCUGUGCCCCGAUGAUGUAUCCAAAAGGAAAGGCCAACCAAUCCCAGCCCGCCGACAACCGCUUGACGCUCGAAACUGACUCAGAACCGGUGUUGGUGUCGGUGAAGCUUGAUUUGAGAGAUUCUCAGACGACUUCCAAAGAACCAUUGGUCCUUAAAAGUCUGCCAUGCACCCCCCAAAAGGCCGCUGUGGAUACGUUGAAACAGGGAUUUGAGUGUGUACUGCCAUAUAUGCCCAGUGCCCGAUUCGGCAACUUGGUCACGGCCGACCGGGGGGAAGUCGAUGGCUUUCGAAAGAUUGCCAACAAGGUCCAUGAAUGGUACACAACUGACACGCGUCCCAUACCUCUAUCCCUUGCUGUAUUCGGACAGCCAGGGUCUGGAAAAUCCUUUGGAGUGAAGGAGGUCAUCAAGUCCAUACUGGCUGCCGAUGGGAAGGGAAUUACAGAUUUAGAAUUCAAUCUUUCGCAGUUUCGCCAAGAGGAUGACCUCAGACACGCAUUCGAAGUCAUCCGGGAUAAGACGCUCUCCGACAAGAUUCCCGUUGUAUUCUUCGACGAAUUUGACUCGACCUUUAACGGCAACGAGCUGGGAUGGUUGAGGCAUUUCAUCAAACCCAUCACACAGGGAAAAUACGAGGAUGGUGCGGUAGAGCGACCACUGGGACGCGGCAUCUACAUCUUUAUCGGAGGCACCAAGACAAAAUAUGAUGACUUUUUCGCGGGAAUAAACACUGAUGGAGGGAAUGCAGUGGAGACUAUCAAUUUCGCGACCUCAGAAGGCGAACUCACGACUUACCUUAGAGAGCUCGAGCUAGAGCUUAGCCCAACUCUAGACCCUUUGGAAUUGGACGUCUCCAGUAUGUCCCAUUAUGACGACUUGAAGAAGGAGUUCUACAAGAUCAGGGACAUUGGACUGGAAAAAAAGAUCCCGCUGGUCUUCUUCAGAAACUUCGACAGCAAUCUUGGCAGCGAGAAGUUGGGAUGGCUCAAAUACUUCCUCGCUCCAAUGCAAGACGGUGAAUUCUUCGACCACGGCAGCCGACACCCCCUCGGGCGAGCCAUCUUUGUUUUUGAACAGGGGAAAGAACACUUUAACGGAUUUCCUGAAGAAGAUUUGGACUCACGCUUAUUUCCAGGUGCGAAACUACCAGAUUUCGUGAGCAGACUUCGCGGGCAGUUACAAAUUGGAAACGUGCCGGCUGUAGAGCCGGGACAAAAUAAACAUGACCCUCUCGAGAAUAUUUUCACCUGGUAUCUGAACGACAAGGAGGCAAGUAAGCCACUGUCGAUUGGCUUGUUUAGGAAAGUCCCUGACCACAACUAUGAAGUCAAGAAAAGACUUAAGAGUAAUUUGCAAGGAUAUGUAAAUGUUCUCGGGCCAAGCUUCUUGGAGGGAGAGGGGCAAGGAAGGGAUGCGGACAUGAACUAUUUCCCCAUCCGACGAGCGAUUCUGCUUCGGAGCAUGCUUGAGAGGAUCUUUCACUUUGACAAAGGAAAACUAAUCAACAUGGAUGAUGGUGUCCUUAAUGCACUGUUGUUCACCCCCAAAGUCCUGCAUGGUGCCCGUUCCCUGGAGUCGAUUCUGUCCAUGAGCAAGAUAACAAAAGGAGAGAGAAUCAAGAAGCAAGAUCUCUGCACAGAGAAUCAGCGCAUGUUGCAUGUGAAGCAUGAGGCCUUCCAGCAAUUACUGGAUAGUAGCGACGUAUAUCCGGGUACACAGGCUACACCAGAAAACAAGCAGCACUAUGCUUGGAUUGAACGGAAGUCGGGUAGAGCUUACAAGCACUAG